Stegastes partitus (bicolor damselfish) is the source of this 693-nucleotide messenger RNA. Its product is annotated as peptidyl-prolyl cis-trans isomerase-like 2. The transcript is spliced from 4 exons. The record is from RefSeq and is a predicted model, not a curated record. Lineage: Eukaryota; Metazoa; Chordata; Actinopteri; Pomacentridae. Bases 185 to 535 code for a protein of 116 amino acids.
UGUGACAGAUGUGCUGCCCUCGUUUUAUCUUCCCUGUCGAAGAUCAAUACGAUUUGGGACCUGAGUGGGACGCCCAGGUCUCUCCUGCAUGGACGUAUAGACGACUUGUCACCUUAAUGAAUGAAGGCUUUUUCGUGUUUUUCCCUUCUGCAGGAUUGUCGGUGGAUUCGAGACCCUCACGGCCAUGGAGAAUGUGGAGAGUGAUCCCAAAACAGACAAACCCAAGUCGGAGAUCAAGCUCAUCAGUACGACCGUGUUCGUCGACCCGUACGAAGAGGCUGACGCUGAGAUUGCAGCCGAGCGAGAAAAGGAGCUUCAGAAGCAGGAGGAGGAGAAGCAGCAGGCCAACAUCGCCCUGAAGAAAGCCAAGGAGGACCAGGCGCCGAAGACCUUCAAAGAAGGUGUCGGGAAAUACAUCAACCCUACCACAAUAAAACGCUCAGCUGCUGAAGACGACAGCGGUCCGUCCACCAGCGGAGUAGCAGCCAAGAAGUCCAAAGGGAAGAGCAGCUUCGGAGACUUCAGCUCCUGGUAGCACCGGCGCCUCCAGCAUUUACCAUUCUGAACUUUAACUGGUCAGCGUGACCGCGAGCAGAAAUAAUUUCAUCCGUACUCUAGAUUUUUGUAACGUCUGUCAUCUCUCAGUGGUGUUUGCAUCUUGUGAAUCUAUACAUUAAAGCUACUUUUUUCAUA